UUUUAUCAUUAUUAUUAAUAAUUAUUGCUGUAUAUUUUAUCAAUUUAUUGAAUUUUGUUUAUUUAAACCUAUUUUUUGUAAGUUUUAGAAGGAUUUUACAUUUUGUCGAGAUUUUUAGUGAUUAUUGUUGGUUUCCUUUAAAUUUACAAUAAAUUUGUGGCUUAAGAUUCUGUUUUUAUUUUCAGGUAUAUUUCACUAUUUGGCCGAGGAUUCCUUUAUAUUCCAUAAUUUAAAGGGUGUAUCAUUCUAACUUGUUGUUGAUUUAAAAUGGGAGGACCGAUUGACGUAUCUGGAGACGGAGGCGUUUUGAAAACCGUCUUGAAACACUCAGAGUUCGAUGAAGUACCCAAACCCGGCGAAGAGGUGGAAGUUCAUUAUACAGGGAAACUUGAUUGUGGAACUGUAUUUGAUUCCUCCUAUGACCGUAAUACAACAUUUAAGUUUGUGCUUGGAGAAGGAAGUGUAAUUAAGGGAUGGGAUGUGGGCGUAGGAACGAUGAAGAUGGGUGAGAAGGCUUUACUUGUAAUUCAGCCAGAAUAUGGUUAUGGAAAGUCUGGAGCAGGUGAUUCAAUACCACCAAACGCAGUUUUACAUUUUGAAAUCGAGUUGUUAAACUUCAGAGUUAAGCCAAAGAAUAAAUGGGAGCUGUCAAUUGACGAGAAGUUGCAGGCAUCCGUAGAUGUUAAGGUGGAUGGAAACAACAAGUUUAGCCAAGGAAAUUAUAGAGGUGCAAUUUCCAUGUACCUUGAAGGGUUGGAAUAUCUGAGUGAGUCGAGCGAGUGGCCAGAUGAAUCAAUGAAGUUGGCAAAUGUCACAAAACUGCAAUGUUAUCUUAACCUUUCUAAUUGCUACUUAAAGGUUUCUGAGUUUAGAGAUGCUGAAAAAAACGCUUCUGAAGCACUUAAACUAGAUCGUAAUAGCGUAAAGGCUCUUUUCAGAAGAGCAGUAGCAAGGCUAAAUUAUGAUCUUUUGGAUGGAGCUAUUGAAGAUCUCAACAAUCUGCUAAAACUCGACCCUGACAAUGUGGAUGGGCAAAAUUACCUCAAACUUGCCAAACAGAGACAGUCUAAUUACAACCAGGUUGAUAAGAAGAGAUACGGAAGCAUCUUUUCUAAAAUGACCUUUUAUGACGAGAAAAGAGGAAUCCGAGACUAUAACAAACUUCCAAAGGUAUUUUUCGAGGUUUCCCUGGGGGAUACAACAUUCAAGAUGGUUUUUGCGCUUUUCUCUGAUACUGUUCCGAAAACAGCUGAGAACUUCAGGAAACUGUGUCAAACAGACCAUGAAUUCAACUUUAAAAAUUCUAAAUUCCACAGGAUAAUUAAGGGUUUUAUGGCUCAGGGAGGUGAUUUCACUAACGGAGAUGGAACUGGUGGAAAGAGCAUUUACGGAGAGAAGUUUGAUGACGAAAAUUUCACCGACAAACAUACUGAAAGAGGCAUUUUGAGUAUGGCGAACUCAGGUCCAAACACCAAUGGGUCGCAAUUUUUUAUAACGUUUGCUCCUGCACCUCAUCUUGAUGGGAAGCAUGUCGUUUUUGGUAAAGUCAUGGUGGGCUCAGAAUACCUGGAUGACUUAGAGAAAGUCGAGACUGGACCAGGUGACAGGCCUGUAAAUGACGUGGUUAUAAUAAAUUGUGGAUCAUUGUAAUGUGUAAAAAAUAAAAAACUUUAAAAUAUGUAAUGUGUUAAGAGAUGGUAGUUCCAUGUUAGUUUAGUCUUUAGACCCAGUAAAUUGUUUACUCAUAUCGGGGUCCAUUUU
Theileria parva strain Muguga is the source of this 1761-nucleotide messenger RNA. It is a transcript of the gene CPR6, whose product is annotated as Peptidyl-prolyl cis-trans isomerase B domain protein. Gene Ontology annotation, molecular function: protein binding; peptidyl-prolyl cis-trans isomerase activity. The coding region runs from base 268 to 1650 and encodes 460 amino acids. The transcript has 5 exons. The record is from RefSeq and is a predicted model, not a curated record. Gene Ontology annotation, biological process: protein folding; protein peptidyl-prolyl isomerization. Lineage: Eukaryota; Apicomplexa; Aconoidasida; Piroplasmida; Theileriidae.